UUCUUGUCUUGUUUACAGAGAUACUUGUUCGCAGUCUCAUCCGUCACAUUUAGCAGUCUGAUGAGGACAAGGUCUGAGCCAGCAUGAAGACAGAAUCUCUUCUUCAUUAGAGAAAAGCUUUCUGUCUGACAAAAUCACUUCAAGAAGUGCACAAUGACAGAACGUGGAAUUAAAUGGGCUUGUGAGUAUUGUACGUAUGAAAAUUGGCCGUCUGCAAUCAAGUGUACCAUGUGUCGUGCUCAGAGACCUAGUGGAACAAUUAUCACAGAAGAUCCAUUCAAGAGUGGUUCAAGUGAUAUUGGCAGAGACUGGGAUCCUACGAGCAUUGAAGGAGGAAGCAGCCCUUUGAUAUGUCCAGACUCUAGUGCAAGACCAAGGGUUAAAUCAUCGUAUAGUAUGGAAAGUGCAAAUAAAUGGUCUUGUCACAUGUGCACGUACUUGAACUGGCCCAGGGCGAUCAGGUGCACUCAGUGCUUAUCUCAGCGCAGGACCAGGAGUCCUACAGAGUCCCCUCAAUCUUCAGGUUCUGGAUCAAGACCAGUCCCCUUAUCUGUUGAUCCUUGUGAGGAAUAUAACGAUAGAAAUAAACUGAACACGAGGGCACAACAUUGGACUUGUUCUGUUUGUACAUAUGAAAACUGGGCAAAGGCCAGAAAGUGUGUUGUAUGUGAUCAUCCCAGACCUAACAACAUAGAAGCAAUAGAACUGGCAGAGACAGAAGAGGCUUCUUCAAUCAUAAAUGAGCAAGACAGAGCUCGAUGGAGGGGAAGCUGCAGUAGUGGUAACAGCCAAAGAAGAUCUCCUCCUACAACCAAACGUGAAUCUGAGGUAAAAAUGGACUUCCAAAGAAUUGAAUUGGCUGGAGCGGUUGGCAGCAAGGAGGAACUUGAAGUUGACUUCAAAAAAUUAAAACAAAUAAAAAACAGAAUGAAAAAGACUGAUUGGCUGUUUCUAAAUGCUUGUGUGGGAGUUGUAGAAGGUGAUCUAGCCGCUGUCGAAGCAUACAAGUCGUCAGGAGGAGAUAUUGCACGCCAGCUUACUGCAGAUGAAGUACGCUUGCUUAAUCGCCCUUCUGCUUUUGAUGUGGGCUACACACUUGUACAUCUGGCUAUACGCUUUCAGAGGCAAGAUAUGCUAGCAAUUUUGCUUACUGAGGUAUCGCAGCAUGCGGCAAAGUGCAUUCCAGCAAUGGUGUGUCCAGAGCUGACAGAACAAAUCCGGCGUGAAAUUGCUGCAUCUCUUCAUCAGCGGAAGGGAGAUUUUGCUUGCUAUUUUCUCACUGACCUAGUAACGUUUACGCUGCCUGCAGAUAUUGAAGACUUGCCACCAACAGUCCAAGAGAAAUUAUUUGAUGAAGUACUUGACAGGGAUGUUCAGAAAGAGCUAGAGGAAGAAUCUCCUAUUAUAAACUGGUCACUGGAAUUGGGUACACGCUUGGAUAGUAGACUAUAUGCACUUUGGAAUCGGACUGCAGGAGACUGCCUCCUUGAUUCAGUACUACAAGCUACGUGGGGCAUUUAUGACAAGGAUUCGGUGCUACGGAAAGCCCUACAUGACAGUUUACAUGACUGUUCACAUUGGUUCUACACCCGUUGGAAAGAGUGGGAGUCAUGGUACUCUCAGAGCUUUGGUUUACAUUUCUCUCUGCGAGAGGAACAGUGGCAGGAAGAUUGGGCAUUCAUACUUUCUCUUGCUAGUCAGCCUGGAGCAAGUUUGGAGCAGACGCACAUUUUUGUACUUGCACAUAUUCUUAGAAGACCAAUUAUAGUUUAUGGAGUAAAAUAUUAUAAGAGUUUCCGGGGUGAAACUUUAGGAUAUACACGUUUUCAAGGUGUGUAUCUGCCUUUGUUAUGGGAACAGAGUUUUUGUUGGAAAAGUCCUAUUGCUCUGGGCUACACAAGGGGCCACUUCUCUGCUCUGGUUGCCAUGGAGAAUGAUGGUUAUGGCAAUCGAGGUGCCGGUGCUAACCUGAACACUGAUGAUGAUGUUACCAUUACCUUUUUACCAUUGGUCGACAGUGAGAGGAAACUGCUGCACAUUCACUUCCUCUCUGCUCAAGAGAUAGGUAAUGAGGAGCAGCAAGAGAAGCUGCUCAGGGAGUGGCUGGACUGCUGUGUGACGGAGGGAGGAGUUCUCGUUGCUAUGCAGAAAAGCUCUCGGCGCCGCAAUCAUCCCCUGGUCACACAAAUGGUAGAGAAGUGGCUCGAUCGCUAUCGACAGAUCCGACCUUGUACAUCCCUUUCUGAUGGUGAGGAAGAUGAAGAUGACGAUGAUGAAUGAUGAAAUCAAAAGAAAAUACCAGUGCAUACUGUCUGAUGACCCCAAAGUUAGCGUUAUGCUCCAGCAGUUUGUUAUGGAAUGACCCAAUUCUAGCGGAACUGUGCUGGAAAGGAUUUUUCUAACCAGUGUGGGGAGAAUCUAGAGCCUUGGCUGCUGUGUGAAGAGAGCUGAGUUGGUUGGACUGCAGUUUGUUAAAAAGAAAAAACAAGAGAAACAAAAGAAUCCCCUAAUUUUAUUAUCAAGACAGAAAAAAAAAUUCUUUCCAAUUGUAAAUCUGUCUAUAAAUGUACCGCAUGUGGUUGUGUGAGAAGUUGUGUAAUAGGAAAAGUAUACCAGCAUCUUAAAAUUACUGAGAAAUUUUUUUGAAUAAGGGCACUUACAAAAGCACAUGUUAGAUGGAUAUUGGUUCCCUCUGAGAUUCUUUUACAGUAGUGCUUGAUAUUCUAAUUCACUUUUAUUCUGACACAUUUCCUUGCCAGGCCCUUUAUGCGAGAUCUCAUUAGUGCCCAGGUCAGGUUGUGAGGAUUUUUGUUUGCACAAACUACCCGCAGCAAGUUGGACAUAAAGACCAGUCCAUUAUUUUAUUAAUAUUUUAGUUAUCGUUUUGCCCAUUAUAAUAAAAUCAAAUCUUUAAUGAACAAACUGGAAGAACUAAAUUUUUCAUGCAGUGAAAUUUUGUUGAAUUGAAUUGAAAAGCCUUUUUCAUUUAAUAUUUCAUCCUGUUACAUUUGCUUAGAUUUUUCUUUCAAUAUGGUCAAAAUAUUUAUUCAGAAAAGUGAUGUAACUAUAUAAGGUUUCUUAUUCCAGUGAUUCUAGACUAAAAGUGUUUGAGUUAGCAGAUGCUACACAUGAUUUGAGAAUUUUCUGUUGUUCAAACCCAGUCUUGCUGUGAUAUGUAUAGUGUAUCAUUUAAUCCUUUAAAUAUAUCAUAAAUCCACAUUGCCGCAAGUGAAAAAAAUGCCUUUUAAAAGGGGCAUUCCUUGGUUAUUAAAAUCUCAUGAGGGAAUGCUUGACAGUUCUGACUAAAAAAAAAAAAAUUAUGCUAAAGUUGUUUUUUAAAAGCACUGUAUUAUCUAUUUCUCAAUAUGUAAACCUGGGAAUUUCUUGCA
Gavialis gangeticus (Gharial) is the source of this 3389-nucleotide messenger RNA. RefSeq names its product zinc finger RANBP2-type containing 1 (gene ZRANB1). Gene Ontology annotation, cellular component: nucleus; cytoplasm. The record is from RefSeq and is a predicted model, not a curated record. Gene Ontology annotation, molecular function: K63-linked polyubiquitin modification-dependent protein binding; cysteine-type deubiquitinase activity. Gene Ontology annotation, biological process: cytoskeleton organization; cell migration; protein K29-linked deubiquitination. The coding region runs from base 154 to 2280 and encodes 708 amino acids. The transcript is spliced from 10 exons. Lineage: Eukaryota; Metazoa; Chordata; Crocodylia; Gavialidae.